Messenger RNA from Melospiza melodia melodia, 2316 nucleotides. It is a transcript of the gene CLEC3B, whose product is annotated as C-type lectin domain family 3 member B. The transcript is spliced from 4 exons. Lineage: Eukaryota; Metazoa; Chordata; Aves; Passeriformes; Passerellidae. Gene Ontology annotation, biological process: bone mineralization; ossification. The coding region runs from base 299 to 781 and encodes 160 amino acids. The record is from RefSeq and is a predicted model, not a curated record.
ACCGGCAUGGCGCUCCGGGCAGCCUGCCUCCUCCUCCUCCUCCUCUGCCUCCUCUCCCUCGCCCAGCUCUCCGAGCAGCAGAACGGCAAAGCCCGGCAGAAACCGGCGGCUUCCAAGAAAGGUUUGUGAGUCUCCUUUUGAUCUUGCCUCUGCCCACACUUAAUCCUGCUGCUCCUGGUCCUGCACAGACACCCACUCCAGCUCCCACAGGAUCAUCAGUGUGCCAGCUUCCAUCACAGAAAACCCAGACUGUAAACAGGCUUGAUCCCAGGCUUCAAGAGAUGGUGUGAGCCUCAAAAUGAUUGAAGACCUGAAGGCCAUGAUUGACAACAUCUCUCAGGAGGUUGCUCUACUGAAGGAAAAGCAAGCACUCCAGACAGUCUGCCUGAAAGGCACCAAAAUUAAUCUGAAAUGCUUUCUGGCGUUUUCGGAGACCAAGACGUACCACGAGGCCAGCGAGAGCUGCAUCUCCCAGGGCGGCACGCUGAGCGCGCCCCAGAGCGGCGAGGAGAACGACGCCCUCUAUGAGUACAUGCGCAGGAGCAUCGGCCCCGAGGCCGAGCUCUGGCUGGGCCUCAACGACAUGGCCACGGAGGGCAGGUGGGUCGACAUGACGGGCAGCCCCAUCCGCUACAAGAACUGGGAGACUGAAAUCACCACCCAGCCCGACGGCGGCAAGCUGGAAAACUGCGCGGCUUUGUCGGGGACCGCCAACGGCAAGUGGUUCGACAAGAGGUGCCGAGAGCAGCUGCCCUACGUCUGCCAGUUCAUGAUCGUGUAGCAGCAGGGCCUCUCCCCUGCCCAGCAGCCCAGAGCCCGCCCUGGGCGGCGGGAUGAUGGAGCUGUAGCUGUGUGUUCGCCUCUGUGUCCCUCCGCACACCCCCAUGCGCGUGUUCAGUAGAGUCACCCUUUGCAAAGAGCGUCGCUGCGGCUCGCUGCCGGGUCACAGAGCCCCAGAGCGUUUCCUUUGGCCUCAUCCAGCCCUGUUCACAGCUGCACUGCUCUUCCCAAGGCAUGAUUUAUAGAUAUAUAUAUUUUUACACAGGGAAUUGAUUAGGACAGCUCAGUUGUUCCAGCAAAGAACCAGUGCAGCAGUCCAGCCUGGCAUACAGCUGCCUCGGCUACCCAGGGCUGUCACUCUGGAGUGUCCUUUCCCACUUUGCUGAGCUUUCUUGGGACACCAGAAUAGGCAGUUUCUGCUUUCUUCACUUGUUUUGCUUCCCCAUAAGCCCUGGCUGCAAUUUAUGAGAGUUCCAUGUUCCUCACAGUGUUCCAGUUCAGCCUUGUGAGGAUCAAGGUCCUGUCUCAGCAAGCAGAGGGAGCUACUCCUGCUUUGCCUUGAGAGAUGCAGUUGGGCUUAUUUGGUAGGUUACCAGCUGCUCAACUAGUCAAAUUACAUGUAUGAAUGAAUUGUCAAGUUACAGGCAUGUUUGAUCCUCUUCUCACCAGCCAGAAGCCAGUUCCACUGAGUUCAGUGGGAGAGUAAGACCCACUGCCGGGUCCUUUGGAAAAAAAAAUCCCAUCAAAAGCUUUAUUUGUGCAGCAGUAUUGAGGGGAAAGCAGCAAAGAUUGGAGAAUAGUUAGCCAACAAUAUUACUAUAAAUAGAAGAUGUGUGUAUUACAUAAAUAAUACAAAUGUAGCACUCUUGGGGAGUAUGUUGCUAUAUAAAAAUAACUAUAUAUUGAAAACAAGCUCCAGGACAACUCACUCCAGCAGCUUCAGGAAUGACCUGACCUGUUCGUAUGACGGGAAUCCAGAUGAACUAGUCCAGUCUUUGCUGGUUCUUGGCAAACAUAAAUCUCCUGAGCACUAUUUGUGCCAAUAUAGUCAUGCCCAGCUGAAGGUCUGACCUCAGUGAUUUUUUACUGAGAAAAGGUUUAAGGUAAAAAAAACCAAAACAAAAAAAGCAAAAACAAACCCAAAGCAAAACAAAGCAGAAAAACUCCCCAGCAAUGGUGGGAAAGAAGUGCAGGUCACCCUGGCAGCUUAACAGAGCUUUGCUGGCUGUUGGCUAAAAGGUAUGAGUGAUUCUUUUCAGUCCAGUGCUUGGCAAUAACCCCUCCAGUUUGGGUCACAGGCCCUGCACUUCCAGGUUGGAGGUGUCAAGACAGGAUCCUGCCCAUGGGACAGGUAUUCCAGUUUGCUGCUUUGUUUAAAAGCAGCAUGAUGGUAGGUCUUCCAAGCCAUCAAGUCUGAGCCAAGCUGGAAUCACACACACACAAAUGCAGAGUGCACGCUUCUGAGCUUGUCACUAUUGCCAAACUCUCCGCUGUUCCAAUGACUAUAAAAUAAAAAUAUCUCUAUAGCUUGCUGAA